AUAUUUUUCAUUCUUUGUUGGUUUUAUAUUCACGGUUCUAUAUUCACGUUUAGAAAAACAGCAUUUGUCUUUUAAAAAAAUAAAAUAUGUUUCCCAUUGGACAGCUGCCUUUUCCCAUUAAUGUACAGAAAUACAUUCCCCAGCAUGCAACUGAUGCCAGGGAGCAUGCGUAAUAGUGUUCAACAACCAUAGACAAAGGCCCCUUCUCAGCUUCUGAACAUGCUCAGUGGUAGCCACGCGCCCACGCCGUCUUGCAGGGUCUUGGGCAUCAUGGCGGAGACAGAGGUCUCGCAAACUACCCGGAUCCCGCAGACUAGCGCUCCUUCCUCCGCCACCUCCUCUGCAGUUACAACGCCGCCGGUAGUAGGGGGAAGCGGAGCUGGAGGAAGCACCAGUGACCCGGUCCGUCCAGGAUUAAGUCAGCAGCAGCGCGCGAGCCAGCGCAAGGCGCACGCGCGGAGCUUCCCGCGGGCAAAAAAGCUGGAAAAGCUGGGAGUAUUUUCAGCAUGCAAGGCUAAUGACUCUUGCAAGUGCAAUGGUUGGAAGAACCCAAAUCCUCCCACAGCUCCCCGUAUGGAUUUGCAACAAACAGUCACCAAUCUUAGUGAACCAUGCCGUAGUUGUGGACAUACACUAGCUGACCAUGUUUCUCAUCUGGAGAAUGUCUCUGAGGAAGAGAUCAACCGUCUUCUGGGGAUGGUGGUAGAUGUGGAGAACCUCUUCAUGUCUGUGCAUAAAGAGGAAGACACAGACACCAAACAAGUUUAUUUCUACUUGUUCAAGCUUCUAAGAAAAUGCAUUCUACAGAUGAGCCGUCCAGUCGUUGAGGGCUCUCUUGGGAGUCCCCCCUUUGAGAAGCCAAACAUUGAGCAGGGUGUCUUAAACUUUGUACAAUAUAAGUUCAGCCAUCUACCUCCUAAGGAGCGACAAACCAUGUUUGAGCUUUCUAAAAUGUUUCUUCUUUGCCUAAACUAUUGGAAGCUAGAAACGCCAUCCCAAUUCCGCCAGCGCUCCCAAAAUGAUGAUGUGGCAACAUACAAAGUCAACUACACGCGGUGGUUGUGUUAUUGCCAUGUUCCCCAGAGCUGUGACAGUCUUCCACGUUAUGAGACCACCCAGGUCUUUGGGCGCAAUCUCCUCAAGUCCACUUUCACGGUUACUCGCAGGCAGCUGCUUGAAAAAUUCCGAGUGGAGAAAGAUAAACUGGUGCCAGAGAAACGGACCCUCAUUCUCACUCACUUCCCCAAAUUUUUGUCAAUGCUGGAGGAAGAAAUCUAUGGGGAGAGCUCCCCAAUCUGGGAAGCUGACUUCACUAUGCCUGCAACUGAAGGAGCUCCACUUGUACCCCGGCCAGCUAUCAGCACUGUUCCUGCAGCUAGCACUCCUUUGUUCAACAAAUCUCUGAGCUGCAGCUCAUCUUUGACAUCUAUUAAUCUGGAUGGGAGCUCACUGGAUUCUGUGCCAGGUGAGAAAAGGAAGCUUCCAGAAAGUUUGACCCUUGAGGAUGCAAAGAGAAUUCGUGUGUUAGGUGAUAUUCCAAUGGAGCUUGUUAAUGAAGUGAUGCUGACCAUUACUGAUCCGGCCGCCAUGCUAGGGCCUGAGACUAGUCUCUUGUCAGCAAAUGCAGCCCGGGAUGAAACAGCCCGCCUAGAGGAACGGCGUGGCAUCAUCGAAUUCCAUGUCAUUGGCAACUCACUUUCUCAAAAAUCAAACAAGAAGAUUCUUAUGUGGCUGGUUGGGCUGCAGAAUGUUUUUUCACAUCAGCUGCCUCGAAUGCCCAAGGAAUACAUCACCCGCUUGGUUUUUGACCCCAAGCACAAGACUCUGGCGUUAAUCAAGGAUGGUCGAGUGAUUGGCGGGAUCUGCUUUCGGAUGUUCCCAACACAAGGAUUCACCGAGAUUGUCUUCUGUGCCGUCACAUCUAAUGAGCAAGUCAAGGGCUAUGGGACUCACCUUAUGAACCACCUGAAGGAGUACCACAUCAAACACAGCAUUCUCUACUUUCUCACCUAUGCAGAUGAAUAUGCCAUUGGCUAUUUCAAAAAGCAGGGGUUUUCAAAAGAUAUCAAGGUCCCCAAGAGCCGCUACCUUGGCUACAUCAAGGACUACGAAGGAGCCACCCUGAUGGAAUGUGAGCUAAAUCCUCGGAUCCCCUACACAGAGCUUUCACACAUUAUCAAGAAGCAGAAAGAGAUUAUCAAGAAGUUGAUAGAGAGAAAGCAAGCUCAGAUCCGUAAAGUCUACCCUGGCCUCACUUGUUUCAAAGAAGGCGUUCGACAUAUCCCAAUUGAAAGCAUCCCAGGCAUCCGGGAAACAGGAUGGAAGCCUCUGAAUAAAGAAAAAGGAAAGGAGCUCAAGGAUCCAGACCAGUUGUAUACCACUUUGAAAAAUCUUCUUGCCCAAAUCAAGACCCAUCCUAGUGCAUGGCCAUUUAUGGAACCCGUGAAGAAAUCCGAAGCUCCUGACUACUAUGAGAUUAUCCGCUUUCCCAUUGACCUGAAGACGAUGACAGAAAGGCUCAAGAAUCGUUAUUACAUUACCAAGAAGCUCUUUAUUGCUGACUUGCAGCGUGUCAUUACCAACUGUCGGAAUAAGUUGACAAGAACACUUACUAUUCAAGAAUUACCAUCUGUCACAUAUGGGGACGUGUUAGGGUUUAAAAGAUUGCCUUGGAGGACAACGAUUGGUCCCCAAACAAGGAGUUUCCCAUUCUGUUUAUGAAGCAGGACCUUCUCAUCUUAAGCAAAAUUAAAUCAAAUCACCACUUCCUCUAAGAUCAGUUUUUACCCUUCUCUUAUGUUUCAUAAGAUACUUAUGUUUAUUUACUUCUUAGAUUUAUAUACAGUUUUUUCCCCAAGAUCUUAUACCUGCAUGUACAACAUUCCAAUUGUCCUCAACAACCCUGAGAAGUAAUUGGUACAAAGAUAACAACUGGCCCAUGGUACCUAAUGUAAAAUGAAUAGGGAAUGGCCUUGAGGGACAAGAGGAAAAGCUCCAAGGAAGGCAAUGGUCAGAUAAGCAGAGCCUAAACUAAUCAAGAAAAUAUUGAGAAAACUUUCAAUCUCCUCCCUAGUUCACACAAAGAUAAAGUGAGGAAGGGGAAAACAUAUUCAGAUUUACAAGGUUGAUAGGAUGGGAUGGGAUAGGAUAAUUGUUACAAUAAAAGUCCUGAACUUUUGGAAUACUGCAUACUGCAGUAUACAAUUCUACAAAAGUAUGUGGUCACUAUAAUAUAAAAAAUACGUUGAGAUUCUAGAAAGAGUGCAGAGAAGAGCAACGAAGAUAAUUAGGGGGAUGGAGGCUAAAACAUAUGAAGAACGGUUGCAGGAAUUGGGCUUGUCUAGUCUAGUGAAAAGGACUAGGGGUGACCUGACAAGUAUUCCAGUAUUAGAGUGGCUGCCACAAAGAAGAGGGGGGGUCAACCUAUUUUUGAAAGCAAGACAAGAAUGGUUGGAAACUAGCCAAGAAGAGAAGCAACCUAAGAAAUUUCCUCGGAGUGAGAACAAUAAACCAGUGGAAUGGCUUGCCUUCAGAAGUUAUGGGUGCUCCAUCACUGGAGGCUUAUAAAAAGAGUGGACAACUGUUUGUCUGAAAUGGGCCUUCUGCUUGAGCAAGGGGUUGGACUAGAAGACUUGCAAGGUCCCUUCCAACUUUGCUAUUUUGUUAUUCUAUUGGUUUCAUAAUAUGGUCACCUUGUUGGGUUGGUACCUAUUGAGCUUUCACAAUUAAGGAUUAUUCUAAAUAAUUAUGCUGCUCCUCUUUUCCUGUCCUGCCUUUCACAUAUUGCAAGAUAGUGUUCAAAAAGUCCUUAGAAUUAUUUGUAUAUUUUAUAUGAAGAAACAGGAUUCUGUUAUUUAUUUAUUUAUUUUAUUUUUAUUUUAUUUGCAUUGAUAUCCCGCCCUUCUCCGAAGACUCAGGGCGGCUUACACUAUGUCAAGCAAUAGUCUUCAUCCAUUUGUAUAUUAUAUACAAAGUCAACUUAUUGCCCCAACAAUCUGGGUCCUCAUUUUACCUACCUUAUAAAGGAUGGAAGGCUGAGUCAACCUUGGGCCUGGUGGGGCUUGAACCUGCAGUAAUUGCAAGCAGCUGCUGUUAAUAACAGACUGUCUUAGCAGUCUGAGCCACUCAAGGACCCUUAUCUGCUUAGAUUAAGCAUAUACAUUACUUCUAUUAAUUAUGCCCUUAAUUACUUGAAAUGUUGGUUUGUCUGUUUUGGUUGUUUACCCCUUCCAAACUUUUAAAUUUUUCAGAUAAAAGUGUAUCCGAAAUAGAACUAGAAAUGAAUCUUUCCUUUUUUGAUAAAAAAAUUGUGAUUGAAGUUUUCAUUUUUGUUUUAAACUGAACAUCAAUAGGCAAUAUGGAAGAUAUACACUAGGAAUAUCCAUAGGAGGAGACUGUUUUAAUUCAAUAUAGAAAUUGUGUUCCUUGCGCACAGAAUGGAGUUCCUAUGUGCGUGAAUACAUGAUACAGACAUAAUACUAAGAUUAAUUCUUAAAGACCAGAAGUAGCAAUUUCUAAGGCUUGGCAGUUGGGCAAUUUCUACCACUGAAGUACUGCCAUUACUAGAAAGAGGUGUUGCUAUGUAUUAUUGAGCUACUUCUAUGAUGUCUCUCACCUCUUAUGUUCAAAAAAAGUAGCACCUGGCCUGAAGGAGUGGGAAUGAUCGAAGUGUAUCAGUUGAAGCAGGCAGCUCUUCACAAGAAGUUCUCUGCGUAGUUGACAUGUUAUACAGCAUUGUUAUCUUUAUAAAUAGCUCCUUUUUUUAGUUCUUUUGUUAUCAUUGCAUGAACCCAGAGCUUAAAAUUCUACAAUAGAGCAGUUCUCUCCUCGGGGAGAGAAAAGGAACUCAAAACAACUGGGUGGUGAAAAGAUUGCUAUUAUAGACAUUCCUAUGCGACCAGAGGCGGUGGGUGGCUCAGUGGGUAAGAUGCUGAGCUUGUCAGAAGGUUGGCGGUUCAGCAAAUCCCUAGUGCCACGUAAUGGAGUGAGCUCCCGUUACUUGUCCCAGCUUCUGCCAACCUAGCAGUUCAAAAGCAUGCAAAAAAUGCAAGUAGAAAAAUAGGUACCACUUUGGUGGGAAGGUAACAGUGCUCUGUGGGCCUUUGGCAUUUAGUCAUGCCGGCUACAUAACCACGGAGACGUCUUCGGACAGUGCUGGCUCUUCAGCUUAGAAACUAAGAUGAGCACCACCCCCUAGAGCCGGAAACGACUAGCACGCAUGUGUGGGGGAACCUUUACCUUAUGCGACCAGAAAGUGGUAUGGGGCAAAGCAUUCCUAUAACUUGUUCAUGCUUUUCAUCUUAUGAAAUGGGUUUUUUUUUUCUAUGAAUGUAUCUUUCCAUCAUCCUUCAGCAAUUCUAUGACUAUAUUUCAGAAUACUUCCUUAGGUUUCAAACAAGUGUCUAUGGAGUUGCGUAAUAAAAUAACCA
This is a messenger RNA of Ahaetulla prasina, 5429 nucleotides long. RefSeq names its product lysine acetyltransferase 2A (gene KAT2A). The record is from RefSeq and is a predicted model, not a curated record. Bases 220 to 2721 code for a protein of 833 amino acids. Gene Ontology annotation, cellular component: histone acetyltransferase complex; nucleus. Gene Ontology annotation, biological process: chromatin remodeling; positive regulation of transcription by RNA polymerase II. Gene Ontology annotation, molecular function: protein binding; histone H3 acetyltransferase activity. Lineage: Eukaryota; Metazoa; Chordata; Lepidosauria; Squamata; Colubridae. The transcript is spliced from 20 exons.